Myotis lucifugus (little brown bat) is the source of this 2023-nucleotide messenger RNA. It is a transcript of the gene CCDC81, whose product is annotated as coiled-coil domain containing 81. The transcript is spliced from 14 exons. Bases 48 to 1742 code for a protein of 564 amino acids. The record is from RefSeq and is a predicted model, not a curated record. Gene Ontology annotation, cellular component: centrosome. Lineage: Eukaryota; Metazoa; Chordata; Mammalia; Chiroptera; Vespertilionidae.
ACAAAAGACCGGUUUAGGACCCAGCAAGAGCCGACUGAGGAGUGGAGAUGCUGGACACCAUCUUCCCUUGCCUGCAGGGCGUGGGCAAGAAUGUGUUGCCCACACUGCCCUUGCUGAGCCAGGAGGAUGUCUCUACUAUUUGGGAGCAUGUAUCGGAAUUUGUGGAACGGCAGUUAUCCCUACACAAGGGAGUUCAGAUUCCAGGACUUGGAACUUUCACUUUCAUGAGACAAAAAUUUGAUGUGGGAAACAAGUUUAUUCUGUUUGAGAGGCCCGUAUUUAUCAUGGCGAAGAAGUUAGUACAGCUUCAUGGACUAAAACAAAACAAAAGGCCUGGCACUGUGGACUCAGUGUUGUCUAGCAGAGAGUCCUUCAGGAAGCUGCCUAACAAUGUGCUUGCAUUUCCAAGGAUUGAGCUCAAGGAGAUGGAGAACAAACCACCUAUGGAGACCAUUGUGGAAGAAGGUGAGAAGUAUAAACCAAGGAAGUACAAGUUAAACAACUGGACAGACAAAGUAGAAGAUGUCAGAGAUAUCUUAUCACCCAAGAAAUGUCCAGACAGAAAAGCUUUCUCCUCUGGCAAAGCGAAAGGCCUCAACUUGCUAAACAAGUUUGAGCAGAGUGGGGAUAGGGAGAAGAAUAUGAGCUCUGAAAGCUUAUCAUCUUCAAGGUGUUGGAAAAGUGACAAUGAAAUGAAACCUAAAACUCCUCCAGCCAGUGCUUGCCACGAUCAUAAUAAGGCAGGACAGGAGUUGUGUUACGUAUGUUUGCAACGAGCACAACAAAAUUCCCCAUUGUACUACAGUGAGGAGAGGAGGAGGAGAGAGAUAGAAGAGGAGCGACUCAUACAGCAGUAUCAAAUGUUGAAAGAUCAAGAUACUUUCUUCAAACACCAGAUGAAAAGUCUGGCUAAUAGAGAACAGAAUCAAAAAAAUGCUGCCUAUAAUCUUGGAGUUGCUGAAGCUGUGCGAAUCCACAAGAACGAGAAACCUGGAUUUUAUAGAUCCUUCCUAUUUGAUAAACGGCCAUUCAGUCCUGAGAUAAAGGCUUUAAAGCAAGAGGAACAUAUCCAAGGUCUCCUGAAACAAAUUAAUACUAGACGGGAAAAGGAAAUAAAGCAAAGAGAAAACAAAGAGUUGAUGGAACGCCUAGAACAAGUGCAACUCACAGAGGAACUUGCUGCCCAACGAGCCAAAUAUAUACAAGAUAAGAUGGAAGAAAAGGAGUGUUACAAGAGGGCUUUGGAUGCACAGAUAAAGAACAGAUUCCCCCAGCUGCCUAUAUCUGAGCCCGACUCUUUUGAGCCCAUCUUUGGCAGGGAUGAGGCUGAGCUGAUGGUAGAAACGCGAAAGCGAGAACUGAAUUGCAUGAGACAGCAGCAGGAGGCAGCUGCUAGCCACAAGAGGAAAGCCAUCCUGAACCAUCUGGUGGACCAAAAGCGGGAUUUGCUGAUGCUGCAGAAGACACAGCAACAGCACUUGGCGGAUAGAGAUGCUGAGCUAGAGAGAGUGAACAAGAUGAACCAAAGCUUACAGGAGGACUGGAAGCGGAGUGCUGAGAUGAAGAGGCAGCGGGACUGGGAGCAGAAGGAUUUUGAGCGGGCCCCGGACAAGCUCUUCCUCCUGGACCAGUGUGACAAGUACCAGCGCUGCAAACAGUGCCAGCGCAGCACCUCCAACGGGGGCCACAGCCACCAGUGGCCGCUGAAGAAGCCCCUGCAGGGCUCCAGGCUGUUUGUGUGAAACUCAGAGUUUGGACCUGCACUUCCUGGUCAAAGUUCUUUUUUUUUAAUGUCUGAAAAUUGUAUUGUGCGGUUUCAGUGCUUUCAGGUAGCUUGCUUUUCAACCGCUUACCGAAUUCACAAAGACAGGGUCUCCCCUCCUGUCUUCCUCCCAGCCCCAUAGAACCCUGCUGCCAUUGGAGGGGGGAUGGCACCCAGCUUUAUUCUGGCUGUGGGGGUUCUGCUGACUCAGCCCCGCCACUCCCUCUGCGACUUUGUGUAAAACACGGUAUCUUUCCUUCA